AUGUAAACAAUGGAGGCCGAAUCAUGAGGACGGAAACGUUGGAAUCAAAUUUGUACUUAGAAAAUCUUCAGGUUAAAAAAAAGUAUGUCUUCCUGUUAUGAGCUUUUUGAAGUUGCCUGUUUAUUGAGAAUAAAGGACAGCUCUACCCACCUGUCAGCAUUCCAGCAGGAUGAUGUCUCCACGACGACAUUGAUGGUCUGUGAUAACGGUUACCUUCUUGUUCGGUAUCAUCUGUAUGGACAUGAUCCUGUUAUCAAACAAAUUUCCUGGUAUGAAAAUCCCAAGAAGAAGAUAAUUUGCCUAGCAAUUGAUCCGAGUGGACAGUGGGGUUUGUUGGCGUGUGCGGACAAGUCACUCAACAUACUUCCCAUAAGAUUCUUCUUCAAAGCCACGCCCACCAGUACCUUUCUCUGGAAGACACGGGAUGUAACUGAAAUAACACCUCAGCACCAAGUAGGUACACCAACAUCUUUAAUUUGGUGGCUAUCAUCUGACGAAAAACACAUCGCAAUUAUUGGCACAACUGCCGGAGAAAUCGUGUUUGUUGAUCUGUGUCUACAACGAGAUGUGCGAUCUGUUAGAAUUAAUGAUGAAGUUGUCAAUUUGAAUCUAGUUGAGGAUGCAUGUAGUCGAGUCACCUACUUGAUAAUCCAUACUGAGUCAGGGCAGCCGUGGAAGCAACUACUGACUAGCCUAGGGCAGGGCUUUGAAGAGACAUCGUCAAGUACUAGGCUUACAAGCCUAGGCUUUGAGUAUGUGGUACGGGAAUCUUUGCCUGUACAUAACAUUCUUCGAGAGGAAUCAGGAUCCGAGCAGUUUAAGCCGAUAGAGUUCCAGCAGUUUGGCACAACUACAUAUCUCAAUUGCCACGAAGCACGUGGAGGUAAACUUGUCACUGCCUACAACAGACAAUCACGGAUUUAUAAGGUGUUUGAUGGGAAUAUUGACAAUUGGCUUCCAUUGUUUGUGUAUCGACUUCCAGAAAGCUAUAGGCACAUUGUGCUAACAAACCGUCUGAUGUUUGCUGUAUCGUAUGUGAAUAAGAAAACUGUGGUAAAUGUGCUAUCAACCAAUCUGCUAGAAGGAUCUUCAUAUUCACUAUCUGAUCAAGAUUCAAUUCUCCAAACUUUCAGUUUCCCUGGUAACCAACAUGUGGUUGCUAUAUAUUCAUGUCAUAGUAAAGAUUAUCCAAUCAUGAACUCAGAAUUUAAAAGCAAACUUAAUACCAAGGAUGUGAAUCUUCCGGCAGGCUGCAUUGUGGUUACAAACAAAGGCCUCUACCACUGUCGACCAAGAGUGAUCCCUGAAGAACUGUUUUUACAGUUAGUCUUGGAGUCCGCAAACAGUACAGAGUCUGCUGACAAGCUCGGCUUUAUUUUUGGACUGGAUGUCAAUGUCCUCUAUGAAAAAGCAGCUGAUAAACGCCUGGCUGAUGGAGACUACCAGAAGGCAAUGGAAUUGUAUAAUAUGUCAAAGUGUCCCAACAUGAAGCGUGUGACACGCUUUGCCCAGCAUGGGUGUAUUCGUGAGGUCUUAGAACACUGUUUCGCAGCAUUGAAUAAACCCAAGGCGCUGCAGUGGGUUGAGCGUAGGCAGCUUGCGGAUCUCCUAAUAAAAAGCUCAGUUCAUGAACUGUUGGAAGGAAAGGUUGAGCAAACCGUUGAUAAGCUACGACACUUUCUAAGUAGCAACUCAGAUUAUGAUGAAGUGGCAACGCUUCGAUUACUUUCUGAGACAGGAAUGCACAACCUGCUGGUAGAGGUAGCAAAGAUGCGAGGAUUGUUACCGUAUGCUCUUGAGCUCCUUAUUGAGCGUGCUCAGACAGACACUGGCUCUCUCAACUAUGACCAACUAGCUAGUCAAGGACUGUUUCACACACUUAUAACAAUCAAAGAGGGUGCUCUCCUUCGGUUGCUUACCACACAAGAACUUAUGGGCACACUUCUUGGCAAGCCGGAUCUGGCAACCAGCUAUUUGUCGCUAAUAAUGCCAUGCCUUGACCGGUUGGACCAGGUUAGGCUUCUGCAACUAGCCUGUAUGCUUGACCCAUCAAAGGCUUCCAUACAUACACUCCUCUCAGCUGCAAAUGUUCACAACAGGAGACCAAGGUCGGCAUCAACCUCAUCAAUAAGUUCCCAAUGUAGUCUAACAAGCGAGACUCAUACUCAGGACUCAUUAAGUAUCUCCAAGAAAUCCUUGAUAGAGAAUUUCCUGCGUGUACUCUUGGUGCUAAAUUUCAAAAGAUGUGAAGGAUCUAGUUGGAAUGCGGGCAGAACCACUGCCUAAUGGUCACUUCUUCUGGCCAGCUCUAUGCUUGGGGUAGAAAUGAUAGUGGCCAGUUGGGAUUAGGACAUAAAAAUGACCAGCGUUCUCCACAACUCGUGGCAAGCCUUUUCGACAAGACUAUUGUAGCAGUCAGUGCUGGUCAGGGAUUCUCCAUUGCUUUGGACAAACAAGGACUGAUCUUUGCCUGGGGAUCCAAUGACAUACAACAGCUUGGCAUAAACCAUCAGGUUGGCUGCAAUCUGAAGGGUAUCACUGAGGGGUUUGUCAACAUCCGCAUCAGUAAGACAGCACACUCUGGUGCCUGGGAUGUCCUGCUUCCGAUCACAAUUUCUGGCAUUCCAGUGGUACCAACAGCUGCUGCAGACUGGAUAUCAGAAGGACCACACCAGGAUAAUGAAGAUUUAGAAGAUGGAGCAUUUUCUUCUGAUGCAGUGAUAGAUUUUGAGAUACCACCUUUGUCUGGCAAUGGCAAGACAGGCCCCCUCUACGGACGUCCUUCACUAUGCCUAGCCCUGGAGAAGCUGGAAGAUUCAUAUGACCACAAGUAUAUUCUACAGCAAUGCAUAGACUGGGGGUUCUACGAAGGGGCAGUGAUCGUCAAUGAAGCUGAUGGCCACUUUCCCCAGGCUCUGCAUUAUCGACUGCUGGUAAUUCAGAGGGAGGGACUGCACAUACCGGAAGUGCAUGAAGCAUGCAAUAAAUACAUAAGACUUGUGGCUGAGAAAGCAGACAGUGAGAGUAGCCUCUCCUCUCAAACAUGCCUAGUCACCUAUAGACAUUUACUUUUUGAGAUUUUUCUUUUCUGGCACAAACAACAACUACCACAUGAUUCAUUAGAGGAGUUGUUGCUUAGCAACAUAAACUACCUUGCUCUGCCAUUGACACUUAUACUAUUCAGAGCUGAUCAUCAGGAAGAUGAACCAGCAAAUGGUGAUGUAGUGUCAUCUGUUUGCUCGUCAUUUACCACUGACUUCUGCCUUCAGAUCACCAAGACUGUCAUCUCAGACAUCAGUAAGUUCAAAGGCCCUAAUGACUACAGCAGACAGCUCCUCCCAGAAAGUCCAGAUCCUCCAAUGAUGUCAGUCCCAGAAGAGAAGCUCUGGCAGGAGAUACUGUACAACCUUGGCAAAGAGGCCGGUGUCAGAGAGUUUAUUUAUAUUCCCGAGAACAAAGCUUCUGCAAUGAAGGAUUCAUUGGAUGAAGCUGGUAGAGACACUCAAUCGGUUGUCUUCACUUGCGGCCAUCAUUUCCCCAAUGAGCAGGUGUACCGAGAGCAAGCUGUGCCAGAGUUGUCCUUGAAGCUCCAGAGCCUGCCAGUGGCCUUACCUGCUAGUGCCACGAUCCUCAGCCAGUACUAUCAACAAGAAGGCUACCAUCCAAUAGCUUGCCCAGACUGUGUCUUUGCUGCCAUCAAGCAGAUGCAAGCUUCUUUGUAACGUGCAAUUACAAUUCAAAGUUUUUGAAGCAAUUUUUUAUGUCGAGGACAAAAAUGUAUUGAGUUUUAUAAGUCGAUGUGUUUUGAUGCUUUUGUAAAUACAUUUUUAUACUGAAUCUGAUCAUGAUGGUACUACAUAGAUUCUCUUGUUCUGAUUGAGAAUUUAGCCCGUCUUAAUUUUGGUGCUGAUUUUGCUCCACCAAUAAGAAUAUUUGUUCCUUUUGUACAUAAUGCUAGUUUGUACUAAUUAAUCCUAUUGGUGGACAAAUUCUUUUUGUAACAUUUUGUGGGAUAAAAUUUAUUAUUUGAAGCAAUGUUUUAAGUGCAAUUAAUGUUAAGUUCUUUAACGCUGAAAUGACAUAACAUGUGAAUUAACGCAAGAGAAUUCAAGAUGACGACAGAGAUUUAUUUCAAUUAAAUAAUGACGUGAACAUGUUUUCCA
Molecule: messenger RNA, 4163 nt
Organism: Anneissia japonica
Lineage: Eukaryota; Metazoa; Echinodermata; Crinoidea; Comatulida; Comatulidae
Source: RefSeq, a predicted model, not a curated record